AUUUAUUAUCCCAGCUUGUACCCCUAACUACGGAGACCUAGUCCCUCUAAACAAUGUCCGCCCAACUUUUCUCUUACAAGCCUCUCUAUGCAUGCCCAAACUCUAUAUGUAUUCGAUUACUGCAUCUAAAUCCGUCUCAAGCCGUUUGUAACCCACUUACGGGAGAUCUCGAAGAAUACCCACUUGGCAAUGAAGAGGUUGGCAUGUUCGAAGCACUGUCUUAUACUUGGGGAGACCCUCUCGUGUCUCAAGAUAUAAUUCUAGGAGGAAAGAGGUUUUCGAUUCGCCAAAACCUCUAUGAUGCCCUUCGUCGUCUUCUCUCUAAUGCACCGAGGAUUCUCUGGGUAGAUUCGAUCUGCAUUAAUCAAUUGGAUAAUACAGAAAAGUCGGCACAGAUCCCAUUGAUGGGUCAAAUAUAUUCAACCGCCCGAUCUGUGAUUAUAUGGUUGGGUAAAGGUUUAUCUCCAGAAAAGGAUAAUAGACUCCACCAGCUAUUCCUAUGGGCCUCUCCAGCUCGAACUUUACAUCCAUGGCGGAAGGGUCGCCUCGCGUGGAGCCUACCGCCUUUAUUAAAAGUCUUAGAUAUCUUCAACCACGAUGUUAUGUCGAUAACUACGUCAGAGACAAUUGACAUUACCUGUGAGGACAUCGAAGCCUUCCUUCAGCUGCCAUGGUUUUCUCGACGUUGGAUCAUCCAAGAAGCGUAUAACGCCAGAGACGUCACAAUUCACUUUGGUUGUCACCAGUUAAGUUGGAAGGACUUCUCACUUGCUUUAGAGACGCUAUCAACCUCUCACGAGGAAGAUUGUAAUUCGCUGCAGGAAUUAUCGGCAUACCGACUACUUAUAUGGCGAAACAUCUCGAAUUUUGAUUCAGUGUUAGAAAGCAUUGAGAACUUUUAUGGCUUCGCUGGCAUGGAUGACCGAGACCGAAUAGCGGCGUUUUUGACACUAGGGUGGCCGCAUACAUCUGUCGGCUCUGAUUUUCUUGUAAACUACGCACAAUCUGUCGAAGAGAACUACAUUCGAUUCGCUGUCCAUAUGAUCAAUGUCGGAAAAGGUGCCGAGAUUCUCCUUGCAGCAAGCCAUGGUUGCAGAGGAACGGCAGAGGCUCAGAAUCACCUACCCUCGUGGGUCCCAGAUUGGCGGAUCGUUAAGCGGCCUAAUAUUACAUCUAGACCUUAUGGCGAUUUCAACGUACACGUUACCGACGAGGGCUGUGUAGAAUUUGUGGGUCGAAAAACACAUGAAUUCUCUUAUGAUCAGCCAAUGGCCGCGGAUGACAUGCAUCAUAAUACUAUUAAACCAAAGUCAAAGAUACAAUGGUCAAAAGGCGAUAUUAUCUGCAACUUGGUGUCAUGGAAUGGUUUUCAAGAUAUGAACAAGCUGAUUAUGCGGCGUUGUCGCAAAUCAAAUCGUUUUGAAAUACUCGGCGGCGCGUUUAACCUUGCUGAAGUACUAGAGACCAAUUGGGAGAACUAUAUAUCUAAUGUAGAGAAUCCCGUUAAGCAAAGAUUUAUUGUUAAAUAA
Messenger RNA from Fusarium oxysporum Fo47, 1529 nucleotides. RefSeq names its product heterokaryon incompatibility protein-domain-containing protein. Bases 54 to 1529 code for a protein of 491 amino acids. The record is from RefSeq and is a predicted model, not a curated record. NCBI's taxonomy places the organism in Eukaryota, Fungi, Ascomycota, Sordariomycetes, Hypocreales, Nectriaceae. The transcript has a single exon.